AUGGAAAGCUUUGUAAAAUGCAUUUGUAAACUGCAAAAACAUGUGGGCGUAUUUUCUAUAUCAAAAAGGUAUAUGCUGAAGCAAUCUAUUAAUCAUAUAAUGAACAAAAAAGUAAUGGACAGAUACAUAAGACUUCCAAUGCCCUGCAAUAAGGUUUUGGCGACGUACUGCUGGAUCGACGGUUCAGGAAUCAAUAUGCGAUGUAAGGACAGAAUCUUAAAUUGUACACCAUAUAGCGCUGACGUAGCGCCCGGCUGGGCUUUUGAUGGAAGUUCCUGUGGUCAAGCAGCCACCGAUAAUUCUGAUACGAGUUUGAAACCUGCUGCAGUAUUUAGAGACCCGUUCAGACUGGAGCCACAUGUGAUUGUGCUUGCUGAAGUUUAUAUGGGGGACGGUUCAGCUGCCCCUACCAAUCAUAGGAAAUUCUGCAAUGACUUGUGUGAAGCGCACAGAUCUGAAGAACCAUGGUUUGGUCUGGAACAAGAAUAUACUAUGUUAGAUGUUGAUGGCUGGGGAUUGGGUUGGCCAAAAGGAGGAGGUUUCCCUGCAGUAAAUUAUGAGUUUUCUUACUGCGGGGUCGGAGCAAAAUACAUAGCUGGAAGAGAUGUAAGUGAAGCUCACGCAAAGUGCUGUUUGUAUGCUGGAUGUGAUUUUGAGGGCACCAAUGCUGAGGUUAUGUUUGCUUGCUGGGAAUGGCAAAUAGGUACAACUGUAGGCAUAAAAGCUGCAGACGACAUGUGGAUGUCGAGGUUUUUAAUGUCUCGGGUGGCUGAGGAUUAUGGUGUAUGUAUUACUUACCACCCAAAGCCUAUGGGGCCGAAGCAUCCAGGCGUCGGAAUGCAUCAUAACUUUAGCACAAAAAGAAUGCGAUCGGAUGGCGGUUACAAGUUCAUUGAAGAAUGUAUUAAAAAGUUAGAACAGAAUCAUAUGAAACAUAUGAAGAAUUACGGCGCCGAUGAGCAAACGAAUCGUAUGCGACUGUCUGGAAAGUUCGAGACAGCACCGUUCGACAAGUUCUCCUGGGGUAUAGCUAACAGAAAAGCCUCCAUUCGACUGCAGAGGAACAUAAAAGAGAAAGGUAAAGGUUUCAUGGAGGACCGAAGACCGGCUGGUGAUUGUGAUCCUUACCUUGUUUGUGGCUUGUUGAUGGAUACAUGCCUUGGUUCAGCCGGAGGUGGCGGCGGUAAAGGCGGAAAAAAGUGUUAGCAAAUUUUUAUCUUUAGUAAAAACCUUUGUGCAGCAGCGUUGAUAUAAGUGGAUAUACGAGUACAAUAUUAAUUUAGUAUGUUUCAACUAUUUUAUGACGACCGUGUUUUUGUAAUAAAAAAUAUAUUUGGCUGUGAUUAGUUAGUUUCUGUAUACAGAAGUUCGUUUUUUUAAUAAUUAUGAUAAAAAUGUUUAAUAAUGUUUCUUCAUAACUUACAUAUAGUUUUAUUUGAAACUGUUUGAUACGUAAAGUGUUUUCAGAUAGCAUGGGUACAGUGACAGUUGCCUUAUGACGUCUAUAAUAUGUCGCGAAACGCGGCCAACUUUCAUGAGCAAAACGAACUGCCACCCGCACCAUGCUACCUGAAAACCAGUUUAAUGCAUAGAUUUAAGCAGUAAGAGCGCUCUAUUUUAAUACUAUUGACGUAAAUACGUCUUCAAAAUUG
This is a messenger RNA of Bicyclus anynana (squinting bush brown), 1652 nucleotides long. Its product is annotated as glutamine synthetase 1, mitochondrial-like. The coding region runs from base 1 to 1206 and encodes 401 amino acids. The transcript has a single exon. NCBI's taxonomy places the organism in Eukaryota, Metazoa, Arthropoda, Insecta, Lepidoptera, Nymphalidae. Gene Ontology annotation, cellular component: cytoplasm. Gene Ontology annotation, molecular function: glutamine synthetase activity. The record is from RefSeq and is a predicted model, not a curated record.